Molecule: messenger RNA, 2064 nt
Organism: Lingula anatina
Lineage: Eukaryota; Metazoa; Brachiopoda; Lingulata; Lingulida; Lingulidae
Product: transmembrane 7 superfamily member 3
Biological process (GO): negative regulation of programmed cell death
Cellular component (GO): plasma membrane
Source: RefSeq, a predicted model, not a curated record
CCUUGACCUUAAGCUGAGUACACCUUUGGUUAUGAAGACGUUGGUACCAUUUAUUACGUUGUUGAACGCAUAAGCUAUGUCCUAUAUUGUAGUUUUACUAAGCUUCGUGUGCGUUUGCAUAUCUCCGUACUCUCUGGCACAGGGACAACUAGGAGUAUCACUCAUUUCUAAUAAAGAAAAAGAAUUAAACAUCAAGCCUAAUGUGACUCUGCAGUUCUAUCUGACCAGCAUACAUCAGAAUGUAGCACAUGUUGUAUUCCAAGCUCACACUCAGUUCAGGAAUAUAACUGUCUCCACCACAGCAGAACCCACAUACAGCACCUCAGUCAAUGGAAGCCAUGUGGGGGUCCUGACCUCUCUACACAAACUACAGGAUAAUGCCACCUGGUAUGUUACAUCAUGGAAUGAUGCUGAUAUACACCUGGUGGUCAUAGCAGUCACUUACUCUAGUACAGAUCCAGUGCCAGGAGGCUGCAAUCAGGAAUUUAACCUUCAAGUGGACCCAAACCUUAAUCUGGCCAAGGUCACUACUGAUUUAACUGUGCUGCAGUAUCCCCAUGCAAAUGUAGCAUACAAUAGAGACCCUAAGCUGGGACCUCCUGUUUGUGAAAGUAUCAAAAAUAAUUUGACUUAUGAGUUGUAUGAGCUAUACAUCACAGAAAGAGAUUUGAGUGAACUUGCCUUUACUCUAGCCAUCAAGAAGAUGCUGACUGUUGGUGAUGUGUUGAAGAAUGGAAGAAAGUUAAUCUCCCUGUCGUCCAGUGACAAAGCCAACCUGAGUAUGGUGACCUACCCAGGUCAGGGGGUGGUGUGGACUGUACUGGUCACCCAGCUGGUCAAUACAACCAUUCAUCAGGCUGUAUAUGUCCCCAUGGCUUCGUAUGCCUGCAACUUUGAAAGCAAUGAGAAUGGAUGCAAUAAUAUAGACACUGCCUGGACUUGGAUUGCUGCAUCAUUUUCUGCUGUUGUUGGAAUUUUUAUUUGCUUUUUGGGACACAGACACUUUAAAACAGAACUGUUCAUAUUUGGAGGAUUGACCUUUACUUUGAUAUUUUUCAUUGUCUUUAGCAUCGCCACAGAUAUUAGUGGAAUGGAUCUAGCCAUAGCGACUGCCCUGUUUGCACUGCUGGGUGCAGUGUUAUGGCUGACAUUCUGGUGGUACUGUGGACUAGCUGUGUUCUCGGUUCUUUUGGUGGCAUUGCUCUUUGGAUAUUUAGUAGCAAGCACACUGUUCUUCACGCCAUUUGGUAAUAUUCCAUGGUGGAGAAGUAAUCUCAACUAUGGCAUGACCUUUGCAUGUGCUGUUCUUAUUUUACCAGUUAUCUUCCUCUACUGGACAAAAACUCUGAACAUCAUAUCUUGUGCAGUUGUUGGUUCCUAUGGUUUUGUUGCUGGGGUCAGUAUGGCAGCACAUGGCAGUCUGGCCUAUAUUGUGGUGAACUCUGUUAAGAGUGCAGUGGUCCAUGACUUCAUCAAGGCAAUUCCUACUACUCCUUUCCAGUAUUCUGAUAUAAUUCUGUGUGCUGUGUGGGGUAUACUAGCAAUAGUUGGUCUAUGCAUUCAGUUGUACACAGAGAGACAUCAGCCAGAUUUCCCACCUUGUCCAUAUAAGAUGCACAAACAAAAGCGAGAGGAGGCUAGGAGGCAACAGCAUUUAAAUACACAGACAGAACGCUCCCCUCUGCUUGAGGAUGCUGUCAACAUUCAAUAUGGUGGCUUGAACUCUCCGUCAUAUGCCAGGGCACCACACCUCAAUGAAAUAACUUAAUUUAACAAAAGCAAGAUUUUAUUUAGCCACGCUGUAUAUAUAUUUUCACUUGUUCAUGAUAGAACAUAUUUACCAUUGAUCUUAAAAAACAUGUUUUUCUGGGCUAUUACAUUGCAAAAUGUAUAAAAUGUGUAUGAUAAAAGAUGUUUUAUGCCAUUUCCAAAAUGUUGAUAAGGACAAAAUCAUUUUAAUUAACAUGAGAUGCUCAGGAGAUAGCAUAGCGACUUUCAGAUAAAAUUCUUAACUGUGAUAUAUUGUUGAAGUAUUAUUGUACCAUGUCUUCCUAGGCUUUUUUU